Messenger RNA from Quercus lobata, 1370 nucleotides. Its product is annotated as TMV resistance protein N-like. Gene Ontology annotation, molecular function: ADP binding. The record is from RefSeq and is a predicted model, not a curated record. The transcript is spliced from 2 exons. Bases 42 to 1370 code for a protein of 442 amino acids. Gene Ontology annotation, biological process: defense response; signal transduction. NCBI's taxonomy places the organism in Eukaryota, Viridiplantae, Streptophyta, Magnoliopsida, Fagales, Fagaceae.
UAAACCUCUAACCUCACUGUUUAAGCUCAUCCAUUUUCUUUAUGGCUUUAAUUCCAUCAGCAGCUUCUUCUUCUUCUUCUUCCUCUUCCAAGGGACGGAAAUACAAUGUUUUUCUCAGUUUUAGAGGGGAGGACACUCGCACAAAAUUUACAGACCAUCUAUAUGCUGGUUUGAUACAGAAAGGAAUAUCAACUUUUAGGGACGAUGAAAAACUGAAGCAAGGAACACUUAUUGCCCCAGAGCUCUUGAAAGCAAUAGAAGAAUCAAGAUUUGCUGUUGUUAUUCUAUCAAGAGACUAUGCUUCUUCAAGGUGGUGCUUGAUUGAACUAACAAAAAUUGUUGAGUGCAUAGAAAAGACGGGGUUGGUAGUUCUACCUAUUUUUCACUAUGUGGAUCCUAGUGAUGUGAGGAAUCAUAAAGGGAUUUUUGCAAAAGCCAUUGCUAAACAUGAAGAGAGUUUCAAAGAUAAUAUAGAAAUUGUACAAACGUGGAAAGCUGCUCUAACAAAGAUUGCCAAUCUUGCUGGAUGGGAUUUAAAGAAUAAGCAUGAAUCAAUAGUUAUCCAAGAAAUCAUUGGACGGAUAUUUAGUGAGUUGUAUAGUAAAUUCUCAAGCGUUUCUGAGGAACUUGUUGGAAUGGACUCCUGCGUGGAGGAAAUGUUGGAUUCAUAUUUAGGCAGAGGGUUGGGUAGUGUUUGCUUUGUUGGGAUCUACGGGAUGGGUGGAAUAGGCAAAACAACUCUUGCACAAGAAAUUUAUAAAAGAAUUUCUGGUAACUUUGAAGCUAGUAGCUUUAUUGCUAAUGUUAGAGAAGAAACCAAAAAUCAAGGUCUAGUUUCUUUACAAAAACAACUUCUUUCUAAGAUCCUCAAGAAAAGUGAAAUAAAUAUAUGGAAUGUUUUUGAGGGAAUCAAUAUUAUACGGAAUACACUAUGUAAUAAAAGGGUUUUUAUUGUUCUUGAUGAUGUGGAUAAAGAAGAACAGUUUGGAGCAUUAGCAGGAAAGCAUGAUUGGUUUGGUCCAGGAAGUAGAAUCAUUGUAACAAGUAGAGAUAGUCAUUUAUUGAUAAGAUGUGGUGUGAAUGAUAUAUAUACAGCUAAGGGUUUGAGUAAUGAUGAUGCUUUGCAACUUUUUAGUUGGAGAGCUUUCCAUAAACCUUAUCCUGAAGAAGAUUAUGUGAAUUUGUCUAAUGACUUUGUGAAUUAUGCUAAAGGCCUUCCUUUAGCUCUUAAAGUUUUAGGUUCGUCAUUGUUUGCUAAAAGAACAAAUGAAUGGAAAAGUGCCCUUGAUAAACUAAAAAAAGAACCUAAUAAAAACAUUUUGGAUAUACUUGAAAUAAGUUUUGAUGGGCUAACAAAUUCACAGAAAUGA